Molecule: messenger RNA, 1041 nt
Organism: Pyrus x bretschneideri (Chinese white pear)
Lineage: Eukaryota; Viridiplantae; Streptophyta; Magnoliopsida; Rosales; Rosaceae
Product: peroxidase 7-like
Exons: 2
Coding region: 1-1041 (346 amino acids)
Biological process (GO): hydrogen peroxide catabolic process; response to oxidative stress
Cellular component (GO): plant-type cell wall; plasmodesma
Molecular function (GO): heme binding; peroxidase activity
Source: RefSeq, a predicted model, not a curated record
AUGAAGUUGUGUAUUUCUACACUGUCUGUUGUUCUUGUUCUGUUGGAGCUGUUCGUGAUCGAUGUUGUUUCGGUGACUAAGUUACCUAUAACGGCAGCUCUCAACGUAAAAAAGCCUCGGGCCAAAGCUGUUCGUGCUGAGGAUCUUCUGUCUUUUGAUCACUAUGUUAAAACAUGCCCGCAAGCUGAGGGAAUCAUUCAGCAGAAAGUCGGAGAUUGGACUCAAAAGGAUUUCACUUUGGCUGCUAGCAUCAUUCGCUUGCAUUUCCACGACUGUGUUGUGAGAGGCUGCGACGCAUCGAUUCUGCUUAACCAUCGAGACAGCGAGAGGAGGGCAUUUGCUAGCAGGACACUUAGAGGUUUUGAAGUAAUCGACGAUAUCAAGGCUAAGCUUGAGAGGCAGUGUCCUAAAACCGUCUCAUGUGCUGACAUUCUCACCGCUGCAACUAGAGAUGCCACAAUCAUAGCUGGAGGUCCAUUUUGGGAAGUUCCCUUUGGGCGCAAAGAUGGUAAAUUUUCAAUCCUCAAGGAAGCUGACAGUGUUCCUCAGGGAUACGAGAACAUCACUCAAUUGAUCGAUUUUUUCCAAGCGCGUGGCUUGAACAUGCUUGAUUUGGUCACCCUCUCCGGGGCACACACCAUUGGCAGAAGUUCUUGCUACGCCUUCAAGCACAGGCUCUCAAAUUUCAAUGGAACAAGAAAGCCUGACCCUUCGCUUAACUCGAUGUACUUAAAUAAUUUCUUGAAGAAGAAAUGCAAAAACGACUUGGACUUGGUUUAUCUCGACGCCAUAACUCCGAAGACAUUCGAUACAAUGUACUACUCGAAUCUUCACAAGAAGUUGGGAUUGCUGUCAACUGAUCAGCUGCUCAAUUCGGACGAGAGAACCGGUCCUUUUGUUGCUGCAUUGGCGUCCCAGCCGGGUCUUUUCGAAAGCCAGUUUUCGGUGUCAAUGGUGAAGCUUGGAAAUGUGCAAGUUCUAACAAGAAGCAAUGAAGGAGAAAUCCGAGUGAACUGCAAUUUUGUCAACGCUAAAAAAUAA